Asparagus officinalis (garden asparagus) is the source of this 2425-nucleotide messenger RNA. RefSeq names its product alpha-1,3/1,6-mannosyltransferase ALG2-like. The coding region runs from base 952 to 2175 and encodes 407 amino acids. The transcript is spliced from 9 exons. Gene Ontology annotation, molecular function: alpha-1,3-mannosyltransferase activity; GDP-Man:Man(1)GlcNAc(2)-PP-Dol alpha-1,3-mannosyltransferase activity. The record is from RefSeq and is a predicted model, not a curated record. NCBI's taxonomy places the organism in Eukaryota, Viridiplantae, Streptophyta, Magnoliopsida, Asparagales, Asparagaceae.
GAGGGCUGAGGAGAGGGGUGAAAGAGAGAAAGUGAGGAAUGACAGGGCCAUUGUGAGGGCCAGGGAUAGAGAGGAAAAGGCGAAGGAGGGGGAUGAGAAUAUAAUUUAGUUGUCUGAUUGGAUGAUGUUGGAAAGAAAUUCGAAACACUUUUGUUGACAGCACGAUCACUUGUCAACCAGUUUUUACAGGAAAUUUUCCAUCGCAUCACUGUUAUUUACUCGUCAGAAGUUUUCAAGGGUAGAAAAAUAUUCAUGUUAUGUGUAUUUUUUUUAUCCAUGCAUUUUGCUCUUGUACUGUACAAUUGCCUCUUUGUUGCGUGAGUGUCUUAUGAAAAAUAUUUGUUGGGUCUUCGAUCGGAUUGGUGGUUAUGAUGUUGGAAAGGAAUUUACAGCGCUUAGUUGACGGGACAAUCACUUGAACACGUGUUGCUGAAUUGUGGAUGCUUAUGGCAAACUUUGAACAUUGGUAGUUGAUUUUUUGUUUAAUACAUGUGGCAAAAUCGGUUGGAGAAUUGGUGUUUAUGUUUUGAUAAGAUACGUUGUGUGUUUUGUCAAUUUAUGUUGUGUGCAUUGUUUUGAUAAGAUCAUAUGCUAUUAGUAUAAGAACAAAGCACUAUCCCUUUGGUGUUUAUAAAUUUCAUGAGCUUUUAUUUUAUUUUUUUAUCAUUUAUUAUUUGGUAAAAUGUUUUAAUAUCAUGCAAAGGUUAUUUGUGUAAAUUUACAUAUAUUUUCUUUCCUUCCCUUCCCUCCAUUAGUACUCCCAAACAAGUUAAAUUAAGUUCACCUUCAUUCACCUUACUCAACUCCCAAACAACAUAUUACAAUUCCCCUUCCUUUCCUUACCUUCCCUUUCCCUUGUUUAUCUUUCCUUCCCUUUCCUCAGUGAACUCCCAAACAUAGCAUUACUCUCUUGCCGCCGAUCUCCCUCAUCGUCAGAAAUCCUUACAAAAAAUGGAGACAGAUGGAGGCCAGAAGCUAAAGAUCGCCGUCAUCCAUCCUGACCUUGGAAUUGGUGGAGCUGAAAGAUUGAUCGUGGAUGCGGCAGUUGAACUCGCGGACCAUGGCCACAGUGUUCAUGUUUUCACAGCACAUCAUGACAGAAGCCGUUGUUUUGAGGAAACAGUUGCUGGUCCUUUUCCUGUUACGGUAUAUGGCGAUUUCUUGCCUCGCCAUAUUUUCUACCGCUUCCACGCAGUGUGUGCAUAUCUUCGAUGUAUCUAUGUUGCCAUUUGUGUGCUUCUCUUCUGGUCAUCUUUCGACAUUGUAUUGGCAGACCAGGUCUCUAUAGUUGUUCCCCUCAUGAAAUUCAAAAGAUCAACGAAGAUAAUUUUCUACUGUCAUUUUCCGGAUUUGUUACUUGCACAACAUACAACUACUGCCAGGAGGUUGUACCGGAAACCAAUCGACUUGCUUGAAGAGGCAACUACUGGUAUGGCCGAUUUAGUACUUGUUAACAGCAGAUUCACCGCAUCUACAUUUGCAAAGACAUUCUCGUGUCUUCAUUCAAGAGGAAUCAGACCUGCUAUUCUUUACCCUGCAGUCAACAUGGGCCAAUUUGAUGGACCUUGUGCUUAUAAGUUGAAUUUCCUUUCUGUUAAUCGUUUUGAAAGAAAGAAGAAUCUUCAACUGGCAAUUUCGGCAUUUGCAUUGCUCCGUUCCUUGGGGAGCACUCUUCCUGACCAAAGCUUAUCUGAAGCUACCUUGACAAUAGCAGGUGGCUUUGACAAACGUCUGAAGGAAAAUGUCGAGUAUCUAGAGGAACUUAAAGAGUUGGCUGAAACUGAAGGAGUUUCUGAUCGUGUUAGGUUUGUUACAUCCUGCUCAACUGCAGAAAGAAAUGCUCUGCUCUCUGAAUGUCUGUGUGUUUUAUAUACCCCAAAGGAUGAACACUUUGGCAUUGUUCCUCUAGAAGCAAUGGCAGCACAAAAACCGGUUAUUGCUUGCAACAGUGGAGGCCCAGUUGAGACGAUUAUACAUAAAACUACAGGAUUUCUCUGUGAUCCAACUCCUCUAGAAUUCUCGAAGCAUAUGGCUAAACUUAUGGCCACUCCUGAAAUGCCUAUAAAGUUGGGUGAAGAGGCACAUCGACAUGUCACUGAGAACUUCUCUAUCAAGGUAUUCGGUGAACAGCUUAACCAUUAUGUUCUUGAGACUUUCCAUCAAAGAAUGGAAUAAGAUACAAGUUGAUACUUUCAAGUUCCCAUUCAAAAGCUCAGAUGAUUCUGAAAUUUAUAACCCUCAGUUUUUUGUUUCUUAAGGGUCCGUGAUCUUGAACAUACUGAAAUUGAUACAUAUCUAAUGAGUAGUGGACAUGCUUCAGUGUAUUUAUCGAAGGUGUACAUACAUUUUCAGGUUAGUGACAUUUAGAGGAACUUGUCGCUUGUUUAGUCGAUCCAUUUGAAUUUAAAAGCAGAUUGAUCAGUAA